Nematocida ausubeli is the source of this 234-nucleotide messenger RNA. RefSeq lists its product as uncharacterized. The transcript has a single exon. The record is from RefSeq and is a predicted model, not a curated record. Lineage: Eukaryota; Fungi; Microsporidia. The coding region runs from base 1 to 234 and encodes 77 amino acids.
AUGAAAAGCAAGCUAGAGUUAAGAAUUACAACCGAAAGAAGCGAUAUACUGCAGAAAUGUCUUUCUGAUGCUGUAGGUGGUAUAGAAAUAGAGAAGACUGAUAAUGAGGUGGUUAUUCGUCUGGAAGAGAGCGGCAGACUUAUGAAGAAUGCGCAUGUUUUAGUAACAUACGCAAACUACAUACUCAAAACAAUAAAUGAGCUUGAGGAGUUUAAUAAAGAGCUCGAGCAGUAG